Messenger RNA from Plodia interpunctella (Indianmeal moth), 3994 nucleotides. It is a transcript of the gene fz2, whose product is annotated as frizzled 2. Lineage: Eukaryota; Metazoa; Arthropoda; Insecta; Lepidoptera; Pyralidae. Bases 403 to 2019 code for a protein of 538 amino acids. Gene Ontology annotation, cellular component: plasma membrane. Gene Ontology annotation, biological process: non-canonical Wnt signaling pathway; canonical Wnt signaling pathway. The transcript is spliced from 3 exons. Gene Ontology annotation, molecular function: Wnt receptor activity; Wnt-protein binding. The record is from RefSeq and is a predicted model, not a curated record.
CAUUCGUUCAUUCACUCAGUCAGUCUGCGUUCGUCUCGAUGGGUGGACGUGUGCGUGCCGCUUCAUAACGUGUAUCGAUAUUAUUGUUUCAAACAUUCGCACAGCUGAUCAGUGACAAUAAGUUACCUUCGUCCACAAUCUCCGGCAAAUCUGAAACGCGAGUGCUGUGAACUCGGUGGUGAAUAAAUAAAAGCGAGGCAAUCGAAAAUAUCUCGAGUCGAAUGUAAAAAUAUAAGCGUCGUCGAGGAUCGAGGAGCGUUGCCGCGUGUGACUGAUCGAUAUUUUAAAUGAUAACAUGGAUUCAAUUAGGUGUUUAAGAAGACGGUGAGAUAGUGCAUUAGUGUUGUGAGGGACUGGACUUGGCACCGUAGGAAAACUAUGCGGUAGAAUCUCAGAAUCGACAUGUGGCGUUGCGCGUUGACGCUGGCCUUGUUGGCGCUAGCCCGGGUGCAGGGCUUGCAGCAGCCGAGGUGCGAGGAGAUUGUCAUCCCGAUGUGUAGGGGGAUCGGCUACAAUCUCACUUCGUUCCCCAACGCGUUAGAUCACGAUACACAAGAGGAAGCUGGGCUGGAGGUCCACCAAUACUGGCCCCUCGUGGAGAUCAAAUGUUCAGCAGAUCUGAAAUUCUUCCUCUGCUCCGUAUACACGCCCAUCUGCAUCGAAGACUACGCGAAACCUCUGCCGGCCUGUCGAAGCGUUUGCGAACGCGCCCGAGCCGGCUGCGCGCCCCUCAUGCAGCAGUACGGCUUCAAGUGGCCCGAGAGAAUGGCCUGCGAGAAACUACCGCGCAUGGGCGACCCAGACCACCUAUGCAUGGACGAAAACGACAGGGAGCCCGAACCGGAACCGACGCGGCCUCCGCGGAAGACGUUCAAGCACUGUAAGGAUCCAAAAAACUGCGAAAGCGGCCCGGCUGCAAGCCCGGGCUCCGGCGCCGGCGCGUGCGCGUGCUCGUGCCGGGCGCCGCUGGCGGCCGCGCGCGCGCGCAACGCCAGCGUGCUGGCCGCCGUGGCCGGGCCCGCGUGCGCGCUGCCGUGCCGCGGCGCCUUCUUCUCGCGCGAGGAGAAACAGUUCGCGGCCGUCUGGGUCGCGCUGUGGAGCGGCCUCUGCGCCGCCUCCACGCUCAUGACGCUCACCACCUUCCUCAUCGACUCCCAACGCUUCAAGUACCCGGAGCGCCCGAUAGUCUACCUGAGCGCGUGCUACUUCAUGGUCGCCCUCGGCUACCUGGCUCGCCUGGCGCUGGGCCAUGACGAGGUCGCAUGCGACGGCGCCGUGCUCAAGACUUCGGCCAACGGCCCCAGCGCGUGCACGCUGGUCUUUAUAUUAGUCUACUUCUUCGGAAUGGCGUCGUCGAUCUGGUGGGUCAUCCUCUCGUUUGCCUGGUUUUUGGCGGCGGGGCUGAAAUGGGGCAACGAAGCGAUCGCCGGACACGCUCAGUACUAUCAUCUCGCCGCAUGGCUCGUCCCUGCAGCUAAGACGGUGGCGGUUCUUCUCGCCGGAGCGGUAGACGGGGACCCCGUCGCCGGAAUCUGCUAUGUCGGCAACUCCUCUCCCGAGAACCUUCGGAGAUACGUCCUCGCACCUUUAAUCGUCUAUUUCGCUUUGGGAGCGACGUUCCUCCUGGCCGGAUUCGUAUCUCUAUUCAGAAUCAGAUCUGUGAUCAAGCGACAGGGCGGCAUCGGAGCAGGCUCGAAAGCCGAUAAACUGGAGAAGUUGAUGAUCAGGAUCGGAGUGUUCAGCGUGCUUUAUGCCGUUCCUGCGGGCGUCGUCAUCGGAUGUCUAGCAUACGAAGCUAGCGGCUACGAAUCGUGGCUAAAGCGAGUGGCGUGCGGCGCCAACUGCGGCGAGAAGCCCUUGUACUACGCACUGAUGCUGAAGUACUUCAUGGCUCUAGCUGUAGGGAUCACAUCCGGGGUGUGGAUCUGGUCGGGCAAGACGCUGGACUCCUGGCGGCGCGUGUGGCGGGGCGGGCGGCCGCAGCACCGCGCGCUCGUCAAGCAGGCGGGCGGCGUGUGACGCGCGGACGGCGGCCCGCUGCCGGCGCCGCUCACCGCCCCGCUCACCGCCCCGCUCACCGCCCCGCUGCCCGCGCCGUCGGCCGCCUCGCACAACCCGCAGCUACCCCCGUCGGCGCCGUCUGCCCGCUCGGGACAACCUUUAUCCGACUACGGACCUGUUUAGUGGACUGAUCUAGUUUCAGUGCGAUUUUGAAGAUAAACCGGGUGUAAGUGUUGAGUGCCCCGUGUGUUCUGCGACCGUGUCGCGUGUGCCAUUGACGAUGUGACUAUAGACUAUAGAGUGAGAGACCUCCCGCCGCGCGCUGUCUAGUCGUAGAGUAUAAACGCGCGCGGCAAAACAUAUACGUAAAUAGAUUUAAGUGAACGGAACGGUGUGGCGUCUAGUGCCGCUUCCCGGUACGACUUGCGAUGGUGUACCGUGAGUUCGACGACUCAUCUUUGAUGUUAAAAAUUGGAAAGUUUACGCGACUGUAUAACACUAGCAACAUAUUCGAUAAUAUUAAUACGUAACAGAAUAUAGUAUCAGAACUUUUAACAUCAAUUGCUAAAGCAAAUUAAAUAGGACUUCAGAGAGUUAAAAAAUCGACACAAUAAACUGUACAUACACACUAGUAAAAUACUUUAUUAAUUCAUAAGGUUUUCUCAGAUUAUUUAAAAUAAUCAGUUCUGUAUACGCAAAAAUAAUACAGUAAAUUACUGAUGUGUAUUGAUUCUAUAUUAGCAUGACUGAUUUUGUAAAUAAACUUAUUAUGAAUUGUAUACAUUUACUGUUAUAGAUUUAGAUUAACAUAUAACUUAAUAUCAACCAAAACUAACAGUAAAUAUGUACAAUUAUAAUGUGUUCUGUCAAGCCAGGUGCAAGAGGCGAAAUUAAAUGUAAACGAAUAAGCAGUUGUUAAGAAUCUAGUGAAUAGCACCAGUCAAAGAAAGUAAUAUUGUGAAUUUUGUUACUUGGGAAAUAACAGGACUCGUCUGAAUUACUUACAUGCCAAUAAAGUAUUGAUUUUAAAAAAAACUUGUAAUAGGAACGUAGCAUGAAGUCUUUUUUGUGGCGGCCAUGUAGUAAUAUAAUCGGUGGCGAAUGUAAACUUGCCUCCAUCGUGAUUGUAGUCAAAACCCUCAGUCACUACAAUAAGGUUUCGUUUUAAGUUCCUGACUAUAUAAUGACAAGAAAUUACAAUAGGUUAUUGACAUGUGUUGUAACAAACAAUAUUGUAAAUACUUUUAUACUCUCAAAACUAAUGAAGACAUCUUGUGAUUAGCCUGUACAGUCCCACUGCCAUUGCCUUUAGAUUAAGAAAAAAAAUACAAUGUACACUAUUUCAAGUUAAGAAUUUGUAAUAUAACGAUCUCGUAAAUCGAUAUUUAAAACGUAAUCACCAUUAUUGGAGUUAAUCUCAUUAAAACGCGAAAUUUUCUCGUGCAAAAUACGUUAAGCUCAAAUAGUAACUUCAUAAAAAUAGGUAGAUUACUGUAUCGCGUGCAAUCGUGUAAUUUUGUACAAUAUUGUUUUAUUUAUGUGACCAUUGACUUCAGAAUAUGGACCAGUAGUUGCAACUGAACUAUUUAUGUUGUAUUUUAACAAAUCAACAAAUUGAAUAGACAGAGUCUACACAACACAGUGUCAUUGUAUUGAAUUAAUUUUAAAGCCAAGAUUUCCUAGGACUAUAAUGAAAUAUGAUAUCGUAAUCAAAGAAUAGCCACCUCAUGUGUGUGACGUAUAGUGACGUAUAACUUUGCAAUAUUUGUACGUCCGUUUACGACUCGACGUACACAUUGAAAAGUUAUACGUGAGCUUUUUAAUACCGCAAGGAAAAACCAGCAAUGUACGUCGAACGUUUGAACUGGCUGGUCCAUGUUUUUGAACCGAAAAAUUGUUGAUGACCGCGGACGCCGCAGCCGAACGCAAAAAUUAUGUAAUUUAUUUUAUAUCUAACUGUAGAUAACAAAUAAAACGACUUUUUUAUGUACAA